This is a messenger RNA of Plasmodium fragile, 4185 nucleotides long. RefSeq lists its product as uncharacterized. Lineage: Eukaryota; Apicomplexa; Aconoidasida; Haemosporida; Plasmodiidae. The transcript has a single exon. Gene Ontology annotation, biological process: deadenylation-dependent decapping of nuclear-transcribed mRNA; nuclear-transcribed mRNA catabolic process, nonsense-mediated decay. Gene Ontology annotation, cellular component: cytoplasm. Bases 1 to 4185 code for a protein of 1394 amino acids. Gene Ontology annotation, molecular function: RNA binding; 5'-(N(7)-methylguanosine 5'-triphospho)-[mRNA] hydrolase activity; manganese ion binding. The record is from RefSeq and is a predicted model, not a curated record.
AUGAAUUUAGUAAAAGGCGCCAAAAACAAAUCUCAGAAACAUUCGCAAAACAAAUAUGUGAACAACAAUAACAAAUGUAAGAAAGUUUUUAGUGCACACAGAAUUAAGCAGUUAGCUAAGGACAAAAAAUUGUUGGAUGAUGCUUUGUUAGAUUGUUAUGGAAGGUUCAUAGCCUUACUUCCAGAAUUCCUACUGAAGGAUCAUGUGCACCUGUAUUUUCAAAUUCAAGAGGCAUACUGGUGGUACGAUGACAUGUGGCAGGAAAAAUACCCAGACAAGUUACCAAAAUUAAGUUUAAAAACAUUUGGUUAUUUAAUAUGUGAUGAUUGUCCAAUAUUAAAAAAAUAUGUCCCACCGUCAGCUCAUGAGAAGUUCUCCCUAAAUUGGAGAAGAUAUUGCAGAACUAUACCUCUGAGAGGUGCAAUUCUUUUAAAUCAUAAUUUAAAAAAAUGUCUAUUGGUAAAGGGUUGGAGCACGGAUAGUUGGUCCUUUCCAAAGGGGAAGGUUGACGAAUUGGAAGAAGACUCCGUCUGUGCAUGCAGAGAAGUUUAUGAAGAAAUAGGAAUAGACAUAUUCCCAUACAUCGAUGAGAAGGUUUUUAUCGAAACGCAUAUAGAAGACCAGCCCAUCAAGUUGUUCAUAGUACCAGGGGUAAAGGAAGAAACGAAAUUUCAGCCAAAAACAAGAAAAGAAAUUGGAGCCAUUCGGUGGUUUGAAAUAGAAAAACUUUUGCAACAUAUAAAUUUGAAAAAUAAAAAAAGUAUCCUGUUUGAAAGUAAGAAGGAACGCAUUAACGAAUGGUUCGUUGGCCCCUUUAUUCCUAAUUUAGUCAAAUGGAUCGAAAUAUUAAGAAGAUCUGUGCCAGCAAAAGAUAUGAAAGGAGGAAAGUCCUUCAUAUCAGGCAGCAUUCAAGCGCAUAAAUAUCAAAUAAGUGGUGUUGACGCGGCUGUUAUUAAAAAGCUUCAAACGGUUAAUUUUAACUCGAAGGAGAUAAUAAAUAUCGGUUUGUUUAAAAGCGAUGACGAUUUGGAAGAAUACGAAGAUGAGGACGUAAAUGAUAAUGAGGAUGAUAACUUGCUGCCGGAGGACGUGGAUGAAGAGAUGGUCUCCAAGCAGGUCACCGCAUCGUAUGCUAAUUAUAACAGCGAUAUUAAAGUCCCAGGAGUAAAUAGAAAUAUGGGUAACUUUACCAAUGAGGUAGGUGUUAAGAAUAGCAGCACGUCUAGCAGUGUUAGUGGUAUGAAGAUGGACAAAAGGAGCAUCCAACCAAAUACGAAACAGAGUAGCACAAAUUAUUACAACCAGGAAAUUGCUUCAAUAAGAAGCGAAGGAACUGUUGGUCAAGGUUCACAAUUGUACGAUGACAUGAACGGUAACGAUUCGAGACAUGCUGUGGACCCCAUAGUGGGAGAGGGCGCGUACGUUGAAGAAAGUACAUAUAGUAGGAUGGAGAAAGAACUCAUGGGAAAUAAAAAGGUGUAUGAGCAUGUAGACGACGCCAUCGUGCCGUUGACCAGAAAAGAUAUAUUAUUAAGCAGUUUGGCGCAUUUUCCAGAUCCAGCCAUCAUAGCAGGACGAUUGAAUGGGAAUAAUUAUAGCAACGAUGUGGGAAGUAAUUACAAGAAUAACGCCAUUAGAAGUACGUACAACACGAUCAGUACAAACAGCAGUUGCACCAAUAAGAUGAGUAAUGAGGUGCAAAAAAAAGAUAGUCGCGGAAAUGUCGCACAUAUGGAUGUGUAUGGAGUGGAGAGUUACCCGACUCCCAUAGGCGAAGUUCAUAGCAGUGCAGUAAAAAUCCCCUCCAAACAGAAUAGCCUCAGGGUUAACCAUAGCGAGAAUAAAAAAAGCAGUGUCAGUAUCUAUAGCAGUGGUAGUGGCAAUGGCAGUGGUAGCAGUGAUAACAAGAAUAAUAAUAAUAUUAAUAACAGGAACUGUAAUCAUAACAACCAUAAUAAUAAUAAGGCGUACCAUGGGUCGAGCAGCAGCAAUGGGUACAAGAAAACUCCAAAUGCGCAUGGUAAUAAUUAUGGGAAACAUUACGGCGAAUAUGAUCCUGCAGGAUCGAAGGGGUAUCGCUACAGCUUGAAUAAGAUGCGAAUGGGAGGACAUUUAUCAGCCUUACCAUUGAACGAGGUAGGACUCAGAAGCUUUGAUGAUCAAGACAUGGACAAGAGAAAAAACUUCCACCUGCAAGUGUAUGGCAAUAAGGACAAAUUGAAUUAUGAUAAAAAGGACAUACAAAAUCGAUAUAAAAAAUUAAGUUUAAAGAAUCCUUAUCAUGCUUUAGAUGAUGCUUCUGUGUAUUAUGUACCUACAAAGAAUAAAACGCUAGAUGCGCGUAAUGAUAAAACGUUUGGCGAGAAUCACACCAACGGAUGGAGCGCGGAAGACAUGUUUAAAUUGAAUGAGGAAAAAUUUGGCAUUCAUUCAACAUACAAUAUAGAAGAAUACACCACCCCAUUAGUUUAUAAGGAUGAGAAAAUUAGUAGGUAUAACAAAAGUGGUAGUGUUAAGGAGGGGAUUAGUCCCCACACACCAUAUAGCAGUAAUAAGCAAGGUGCUGGCGACCACAAUAACAUUGGUGGACCCGCGGGAAAGAGCAGCCGUGUUCUUAGGGGAGGCAUAUACGGAAGUAGUAGUAUCAACAAUAAUGACAGGAAUGAGGACAGCACUGUGGUGCAGUCGAAGGGGGAGCUCCAGAAUAACGUGGGGAAGAGAAACCGAAUCCACAACCUUAAUGAGAACGCGUCCAUAAAUGUGAAGGCCUUGUUGGAGAGAAGAAUGAAGAUGAUACCGAACGGUAACCCCCUACUUCUGAAUGAUAGGAAUGCUAAGAAAAGCAUUAGUGGUGUUAGCAGUAAUAUGAGUGACAGUAGUAAGGGAGUGGGUUUAGUGAAGAGGAGCAAUGAAAGCGUGAAUUUUGUUAAUGGUUGUUAUGUUCAUCACGAGCCGGAUGAAGACGACGAUCCAAGGACGGGGAGCCACAUGGACAUGCUUGGCGGUAACCGCGUGCACCUGUUAAACGACGUCAACGGGGUUAGCGGAGGGAAAAGUGUGAAUGCAGCGAAUGACAGAAAUCGCGCAAGCAAAAAUGCGAGUGUCAACUUAGACCAAGCAGACAGCCACAUGGAGGAACGAAGAAGCACUGUAACGGGAGAUAUAAUACGAGAGGAAUUGCUAAGAAAGUAUAAGCUGAAGGAAGCCUAUGACAUCAUGCAGAGAGGAAAUGUGAACCAGAAGGAGGUAAACAAUUUUGUUGAUUCGCAUAAGAGUUCCAUUGGACACAGUCAAAUGAGUGCUGACAAGAAUUACAAAACAGAUGUACAGAAGAAAAUAAUCUCGAACGACAUAAAUUAUAAGAGUAAAAGUGCAUGUUAUGACCCCAGCUAUAUGAUCCCAGGGAAGGAAAAUAACAACUUGGUUAACAAUUCGAACAUGGGGGAAUAUUUGAAUGAGAGCAUUUUGGGGAUAACAAAUGACGGAAUGAGUGGUGAAAGUGUUCAUGAAUACAAAAGUGUACCAAGGCGUAGCUCGUUUGGAGGAAGUUCUAAUGGGAAGAAUAAGUUCCCCCCCGCCGAUUUGAGGUUGAAUAGGGAAGUGCUUGAUAAAAGGGAAUAUUCACAUGUAGAUGGUGAAGGAAUGAGUCUUUAUCAAAUUAGGGAAAUGGGAAUUGCUGCUUCGAAAAGGACUAGCCAAUGUAGCAAUAACAGCAGUAGGCAAUCCAAUGAGCCUGGGAAGUACUUGCUGAAUUUAAUUAAGGGAGCAGGAAAAUCAGAUGUGGAAACCGAUCCCAAUGUAACCAAGAACAAUCGUAAUAAUGCCAACCUGGUUAAUGUCAUGUCAGUAAAUAAUGCGAAACCUUUAAGUGAAAAGGAAAUAUUGUUAAAAUUUUACAGCAAUAAGGCUGGUAAUGAUGCGGUUGCUAAAAAUGCUAACUCGUCGCAUAGGUCCAUGGGGGAUAAGACAAACUCCAUCAAUAAUGGGGAAAGGCAUGAUAAUUAUAGAAGUGCCAUUGGAAGGGAUAAUUUAUGUGUGCAAAAAAACCGAAACAGAAUGAGCGCGGAAUAUCUUAUUUAUGAUGUCGAUGGUAGGGGAGAGGCUCAGGAGGAGGCAAACUUUAACGAGAUGGAGAUGAUGGAAAAGCUGUCCAAGCAUUUGAACAGUUACAACCCCUUCGAGUGA